This is a messenger RNA of Dissoconium aciculare CBS 342.82, 1683 nucleotides long. RefSeq lists its product as uncharacterized. The coding region runs from base 1 to 1683 and encodes 560 amino acids. The transcript is spliced from 2 exons. NCBI's taxonomy places the organism in Eukaryota, Fungi, Ascomycota, Dothideomycetes, Mycosphaerellales, Dissoconiaceae. The record is from RefSeq and is a predicted model, not a curated record.
AUGUCACGCUUACGCAGCAACACUUCUGUUUCACGAAUUCCACGCCGGGCAGAGAUCUACCAUGAUGAAUACGAUUCCGAUGUGAUCGAUCUAUUGGAUCUGAUUGAUCCCGAAGUCCGUACAAUCGGUACUUUGACGAAUUUGCAAAACUCCCUCUUCGUACCCGAUCUUGGUAGCCUGGUCAACCGUCGACCCACAUAUGACCUGACCUCUCGCCAUGAUCGAAUCGAGAGGCCUCGAAAUGCGGAUUCCACCCGUCAGGAGCGGGUCGAGAUGGAUGACCUGACCUCGGAUCAAGGCCCUCAGCGACGGUUAUCGAUCGGUUCGGAUCUGAGUGAUUCACGGUAUGCGGUCCUCCCUCAUGGCGUGUCACUUGAAGGAUGGAACGAGGAAGACAUCGAAGAACUCAACGACCAUGUCCGACAUCUUCUACAUUCCCGCCGAGAAGGGUUCAAACGCAGCUGGAAGGGCUUCAAGAAAUACAUCAGCCGACCUUUGGGGCUCUUUGUUUUCAUCUACGCCACCUCGGUGACCUUGUUCGGUACCGCUUGGGUCUUUGCACUCAUCGGUUGGAUCUAUGUGGGCAACGAAGAGCGACAGGACUACAUCAUCGACGUGAUCGACAACGUCCUGGUCGCCUUUUUCGCGCUCAUGGGCGAUGGUCUCGCGCCGUUCCGCGCCGUCGACACCUAUCACAUGUGCUUCAUCGCACAUUAUCAUCACCUCACAUGGCGGCUCCGACAGGAGAAGCAACUCCCCGAGCUCGUCGACCACAACGACCUUCCCGACCGGCAUCCCUCCAGCGACGCCGCCACCCUCGAAGACACCAUCGUCGCCGACAUGGACAAAGGCACCGAGGAGGACCCCGCGCUCGCCGAAUACUCCGUCCUGACCGCGCGGCAACAGAAACGCCUCCAGUACCACCAGGCCAAAUUCUCCAAAUCCCACACCUUCUACAAACCCCACGAGACCUCCACCCACCACGCCUUCCCGCUCCGCCUGCUCGUCGCCGUCGUCGUCCUGCUCGACUUCCACAGCCUCUUCCAGAUCGCCCUCGGCACCUGCACCUGGUCCAUCGACUACCGCGUGCGCCCGCAGGCCCUGACCGCCACCAUCCUGGCCUGCAGCCUGACCUGCAACAUCGUCGCCGGCAUCCUGAUCUCCGUCGGCGACCACCGCACCCGCAAGAAGGACGUCCUCGAACGCAUGUUCCGCCAGGCCCUGACCGAGGAGGCGCUGAAGCGCAUGGCCCGCUCGCGCGCCCGCGGCGACGUCGCCCUCACCGUUCAGCCCGCGCGCCUGCAGAGCGGGGAGAUCAGCAACGCGGUCGAAGCCGUCACGGGCAAAGAGCUCCCCUCCUCAGCCCGCGCGGCCUCCGCCCCGGACGUCCGCAAAACCGGCUCCACGGCGUCUGAUUCAUCGCCCAAGGACCCUCAUUCUUCUUCUUCUCCUUCCUCCCCCGAAACCGCUCCCCCGCCGGCAGGUCUCGCCUCGGCCAACACGUCGCAUCCUUCCGCUUCGGCGCCGGACGUCCCCUCUACAAACCCAGCCGCUCACCAACAACAACAACAACAACAACAACAACAGCAGACUCCCAUCCCCACCAUCCGGGAGACGAAGCCGAGCAUGGACAUCGACCGGACCCUCGAGGCGGAUCUCAAAGACAAGGACAUGGCGCCAUGA